AUGUCGAAGACCAUCAUCGACCUGACUGCAGGGACUGCAGGCGGCGUCGCGCAGGUGCUCGUGGGCCAGCCGUUUGACAUCGUCAAAGUGCGCAUGCAAACGGCCCCGAAGGGGACCUACAGCGGCAUGCUGCACUGCGCCGGAGGGAUCCUGAAAAACGAGGGGCCCCUCGCCUUCUACAAGGGCACCCUCACACCGCUGUUGGGUAUCGGUGUCUGCGUCUCGAUCCAGUUCGGUGCGCUGGAGUACUCGAAGCGGUUCUUCGCGCGGAGGAACCUCGAGGAGGGGAAGGGCGGGCCGACGGGCUUCAUGCUGACGGGCCCACAGCUUGUGGCUUCGGGCAUAUUCGCGGGGGUUGCGAACGGCGUGGUGUCGGGGCCGGUCGAGCACAUCCGUAUACGUCUCCAAACUCAGUCCGCAAAAAGCCCAACAUAUAGCGGCCCCUGGGACGCGAUCAAGAAAAUCUACUCUCGCAUGGGCCAGGGGGUGACGCUCUGGCGCGAGUCGCUCGGCUACGGCAUCUACUUCCUCGCCUACGAAAAGCUCAUGCAGCACGAGAUGACGCGAAAAGGCAUCCGGCGGGACCAGGUCAACCCCGCCAAUGCCGUGCUGUUCGGAGCCGCUGCUGGCUACGCGCUCUGGGCAGUCAUAUACCCUAUAGACAUGAUCAAGUCUCGGAUGCAGACAGACGGGUUCUCCCCUGCGGAGGGCCAAAAAUACAAGUCGACGCUCGACUGCGUGCGGACAAUCUGGCGGACGGAGGGCAUUAGUGCGUUCAUGCGUGGACUAGGGCCUACCCUCAUCCGGUCACCCUUCGCGAAUGGCGCGACGUUCCUUGGGUUCGAGCUUGCGAUGCGCUUGCUCUCCGGGCAUGAAGAGUCCCCUUAGAUGCGGUACACUAUAUUCACCAUGAUCUGCUGUGCU
Molecule: messenger RNA, 924 nt
Organism: Fomitopsis serialis
Lineage: Eukaryota; Fungi; Basidiomycota; Agaricomycetes; Polyporales; Fomitopsidaceae
Product: mitochondrial carrier
Exons: 8
Coding region: 1-888 (295 amino acids)
Biological process (GO): mitochondrial L-ornithine transmembrane transport
Molecular function (GO): L-ornithine transmembrane transporter activity
Source: RefSeq, a predicted model, not a curated record